Siniperca chuatsi (mandarin fish) is the source of this 1734-nucleotide messenger RNA. RefSeq lists its product as uncharacterized. Gene Ontology annotation, molecular function: Rab GDP-dissociation inhibitor activity. Bases 85 to 1416 code for a protein of 443 amino acids. Gene Ontology annotation, biological process: small GTPase-mediated signal transduction; protein transport; vesicle-mediated transport. Gene Ontology annotation, cellular component: cytoplasm. The record is from RefSeq and is a predicted model, not a curated record. Lineage: Eukaryota; Metazoa; Chordata; Actinopteri; Centrarchiformes; Sinipercidae. The transcript has 11 exons.
ACACACACACACACAUUCACAAUACUGCAACAGGCUACACUCAGGAAAAGCACUCAGUGAGAAACAAGUGGAGAGACUGUUAGCAUGCAGGAAUAUGAUAUUAUUGUGCUUGGAACUGGACUUAAGGAAUGUGUCCUUUCUGGUUUAAUGUCUCAAAGUGGGAAAAAGGUUCUUCACAUUGACAAGAAUCCAUACUAUGGAGGAGAGAGUGCAUCCAUUUCUCCCCUUGAGGAGCUGUACAAGAAGUUUAAGGUUCCAGGUCCUGCCAAGUCUAUGGGCCGUGGAAAAGAGUGGAACAUUGACCUUAUCCCCAAAUUUUGUCUUGCCAACGGUCAGCUGGUGAAAAUCUUGGUGCACACUGAUGUUACUCGGUAUCUGGACUUCAAACUUGUUGAAGGCAGCUAUGUAUACAAAGCAGGCAAACUGCACAAAGUCCCCGGCACAGAGGAAGAUGCCCAAGCUUCAGAUCUGAUGGGCAUGUUUGACAAGAGAAGGUUCAGGAAGCUGCUGCUCUUUGCCCUGAACUUUGACGUGAGAAACCCCAGGACCUACCAGGACGUGGAUCCUUACAAAACAACCACACGGGACCUGUUCUGCCGCUUUGACCUGGGACUAGAUGUUAUGGAGUUCACAGGUCAUGCCAUAGCCUUACACAGCAGCGAGAGUUAUCUGGACCAGCCGUGUUUGGAAACCAUCAGACGGAUCAGGCUGUACUCUGAGUCUCUGUCCCGCCACAACACCAGUCCAUACAUCUACCCUGUGUACGGGCUGGGAGAACUACCACAGGGAUUUGCCAGACUGAGUGCAGAGUACGGAGGAACUUUCCUGUUGAACAGAGCAGUGGAUGAGAUUGUGAUGGAGAACGGCAAAGUGAAGGCUGUGAAAUCUGAGGGGAAGUUGUUCCACUGUAAGCAGCUUAUCUGCGACCCCUGCUAUGUUCCUAAUCGAGUGAGGAAAGUGGGGCGUGUGAUAAGAGCCAUCUGUUUAUUAAAUCAUCCAGUUAAAAACACCCACGAGGCCAACUCCUGUCAAAUCAUCAUCCCUCAAACACAACUCAACAGGAAAUCAGACAUUUACAUAUCUGUAGUGUCCUACGCCCACAAUGUGGCCUCAGACGGGGUGUACAUUGCCACAGUGAGCACGACUGUAGAAACCAGCAACCCAGAGAAAGAAGUUCAGCCAGGGCUGGAGCUUCUCGAGCCCAUCAUGCAAAAAUUUGUUUCAGUCAGCAACCUGCUGGUUCCCAAUGAAGAUGGAAAGAAGAGUCAGAUUUUUGUGUCCCGCUCGUAUGACGCAACAAACCACUUUGAGACUGAAUGUGAGGACAUCAAAGACAUGUAUCACCGGAUCACAGGAGCAGAGCUCUGCUUGGGAGGAUCACAGAGACACCAGUCUCACAACUCUGAUGAUGACUGAGAAAAACUUUCAACAUUAGGACCAAAUAAUUCAACAUCUGGGAGGCCAUAAUGACGUAAUGGACGAUUAGACUACUGCACAGCUGUAAAGCUGAGGGUGUUAUGUAGCAUGUAGAGUGAAUUGAGAGUGUACUACGUAAUGUUGGAUGUCUUUUUUGUCCUCUAAUUUGUUUGCUAUAAUUUCUCCCUAUUGUGAAAUUCUGUAAAACAUGACGUUGCUAAGUAAAACAUCUUUUUCUUUUGUCAAUCCUGCAUUUGCAGUGUUUUGGUAUGACACAAAGUAAUACUCUGCAACCAUCAAUACAACUUUCCUGCUACA